CUCAAAUUUAAGCACCAAAUCAUAGAUCCUCACAACAUCUUAGCCAACAACUGGACCAUCAAUACUCCUGUUUGCAAUUGGGUUGGUGUCUCUUGCGCAUCUAAGCAUAGGAGAGUCAACACUUUGAAUCUUACCAACAUGAAUCUUACAGGAACUGUCCCUCCACAAUUGGGAAAUCUCUCGUUUUUAGUAUCUCUUGAUUUGAGUCACAACAAUUUCCAGGGCCAUUUGCCGAGAGAGUUGGGGCAAUUAAGUCGUCUGAAACUCAUCGAAUUAAGUUCCAAUUUUCUUAGUGGGGAAAUUCCUUCAUGGUUUGGGAGAUUAAAUAAAGUUUUAUACUUGAGUCUCCAGAACAAUAAUUUGACAGGUACAAUCCCUCAAUCACUAGCUAAAAUGUCCAACUUGGAGAUCUUGGAUUUGAAGUACAAUCUCGUUCAAGGACACAUUCCACCCGAGAUAAGUGAUCUUCGAAAUCUAAAGAUACUUCGUCUGGCAUUUAAUCAACUUUCUGGCUCUGUACCUUCAGCUAUUUAUAACAUUUCCUCCCUGCAUAUGAUUUCUCUUGCAUUCAAUAGUCUAUCUGGUAGCUUACCAGAAGAUAUAUGUCGCCAUUUUCCCAAUCUUGAGGCACUUUACUUGACCUCAAAUGAGUUUUUUGGUCAAAUUCCAUCUAGUAUAGAUGAAUGCAGGUGUCUUCAAAAUUUGUCAUUAAGUAUCAAUAGAUUCAGUGGCAACAUUCCAAGGAGUAUUGGAAAUUUAACGAGGCUCAGAAUGCUAUACUUGGGUGGAAAUAAUUUGGAAGGUGAGAUCCCUUCUGAAAUUGGAAAUCUUUUGAGCUUGGAGAUAUUUGCUGCCCAAAAUAUGAGCCUUGUUGGUCCAAUGCCAGCUUCCAUCCUGAACCUUUCUUCCUUGAAAGAAAUUUAUCUCUAUAACAAUAGUAUCUCUGACAGUAUUCCCUCAAAUAUUGGUGUUUGUAGCAAUCUUCAAAAGUUAUAAUUAUCUUUUAAUCGGUUCAAUGGAUUCAUUCCAAGAAGUAUAGGAAAUUUAACCAAACUUGAGGAGAUAUAUCUAGGUGAUAAUGAUGUAGAAGGUAAGCUUUUGCAUUUGAUUAUUUAGAUUUCAAUUGAUUGAUAUUUAUUACUAUUUAUAUUAGAAAAAGAA
This is a messenger RNA of Durio zibethinus, 1161 nucleotides long. The record is from RefSeq and is a predicted model, not a curated record. Lineage: Eukaryota; Viridiplantae; Streptophyta; Magnoliopsida; Malvales; Malvaceae.